Chlamydomonas reinhardtii is the source of this 3039-nucleotide messenger RNA. RefSeq lists its product as uncharacterized. NCBI's taxonomy places the organism in Eukaryota, Viridiplantae, Chlorophyta, Chlorophyceae, Chlamydomonadales, Chlamydomonadaceae. The record is from RefSeq and is a predicted model, not a curated record. The coding region runs from base 327 to 1652 and encodes 441 amino acids. The transcript has 10 exons.
GGUCAGCAAGCUGUGUCAUCUUUCGCAUAUGAACACAAGCGCGUGAGCUUUAAGUGUGCAGUGCAGUGUGAAGGAAAACGUUACAAGUUUGCGGAUUAGUUGUGAUUGGCAUUUUACUUAAUCGUCUGGGCGAUGUUCCGAUAAUAGGCUUACUCUUUUGCGUUGGAGGCUGCUCCCUGGAGCUUUUCCAGUUAGCAGCACUGCGAAAUAUCGCAAGCUGCGAGUGCAUGUCGCUCUAAGCACUUUUGAACAUCCUUGCACUCUUAUAAAGCGGGUGCCUUAGUUACUCCUGCCGUGGUCCUCGCCAGGCGAGCAACUGCCAGCUCAUGGGCAGCCCAGUCGAUGUUGAAGCGACCGAGGCGAGCCCCCAGGUGGAAUGCGCAGUAUGUGCAGCGCCAAUAGAUCUCAAAGUUGAUGCAUGCGACUUAAAGGGGGAAGCGGUGACCUGCGGGCACUCAGGCGCUCCCCCGUCGCUCCCGCGCUCGGCAUCCUCCUCCUCGCUCCAUCACAACUGGGAGGACGAUGUCGCGGAGUUCCUCCACCAUGACGUCACGCGUUCAUGCAGGGACGGCUGCCGCUACCAAGGGAUGCCGUACAGGCGCGUGGGGCACAAGCCGCUGCUGCUGGCGACCGUGCGAGGCACGGACGAGAACGGGCAGGCGUUUGAGUGGCUGGCGCGGCGCUGCCGAAAGCGCGUCAAGCAACCGUACGAGUGCCCGCGCCCGCCCCCCAAGCUGACCUGGUUUGACUCGCUGAGCCUCAAGCGGCACUACCACAAACCUGGCUGGUGGAUAGCGGCGCUGUUCGUCGUGGGCAGCGUGUUCUGGCUCUUCACGGGCAUAGCGCGCCUCACUACGCCAGUCAGCCUGCCCGAGCAGUGGCCGCCGGGGCUGGGCUCCCUGAGCGCGGGCAUGAGUGUGUGGAUCGAGGUGGUGGCGCUGUACCUCAUGUACCUGCCCGCCUGCAUCAUACAGGUGUACGAGGCGAUCAACAUGGAUUUGGAGGCGCGGCUGAGGGCGUGGCAGCGCGCGUGCCGGCAGCACCAGACAGCCGCCAACGCCCGGGCGGCGGUGCAGGCCGGCGGCGGCGGCGGCGCCAAGGGAGGCGGCGCCAAGGGAGGCGGCGAUGAGGGAGGUGGCGAUGUGGACACGGCGCCACUGCCGCCCCGGCCGCGGCCGCGGGUGCUGCCCAGCCACGCUGACCUGCGCACGGUGUCAUUCUGGCUGGCGGCCAUGCAGCUAAUUGGCAUAUUUGUGUUCUGCGCCGCCGUGACCACCGAGCUGGUGGGCAAGGCGGUGCAGCUGAGUGACGCCGUCUACCGCUGGGUGAUCGCCUUCGAGUUCUUCAUCGGGGGCGCGCUGUUCUCGGGCUCGGCAUGGAUGGCGUGUGUGGAGGAGACGGGCAGCUACUGGCGCGGCUGCGUGCCCAGCCGCUGGGCCGACCUACACAGCGUCAGCUGGGCGGCGGUGUUCUUCGCGCUGCACGGCUCACUGGGCUUCAUGAUCUUUGGCAUCGUGUUCUUUGCCUACACAGACAUCGGGUGGGCCAGCACGCAGGGCAUCAUGGUGUACGGUCAGGUGUGGGCGUCGGCGUGCUUCAUCAUCUCAUCUACGGCGGGGCUGCUGGAGCAGGCAAACCCACAGCACAUGUGAAGCUGGUAGGCUAGCUGGGCGAGAGGCGCUCUUGGGGGAGAGACGCUCUUGGGGGAGAGGCGCUCUUGCAGUAAAGCAAGCAAAAGUGGUGGAGGUGCCUGUGAGCGGAGCAUUCUCGAUCACUGGGGCGGUACCCAUCCACUGUGGGCGGUACCGUAUUGUAUGUUGCCGCUGUCGUUUGUUUGUUGCUGUGCCGGUUGCUUGUCGUCAAAGUGUGGGCUGAACUUGAAAGCGGGUUGCUUGGUGGGGGAGACGGGUGAGAAGAGUAGCGUUGCCGUCCAAUGGCCCUGCGACGCAGUGUUCUUUGAUUUGAUUGUUGGUCGUUUGGCCCGCCCUUGGAAGGAUGGCCUUUUGGAAGGAUGCCCUUGGACGGCAGCGGAAAACACAUCACGCACAUCAGUUUACACCAGGUACCACCAAUGGAUACGGGAGAGCAGCAGUACGGGAUGACAGCACUCAAAUCUGGAAUGCUUGUCCAAUCAUUGAACAGUGUGUACACGCACGCAUGACACGCGUGUCGCUCGUGUGCAGAGAUCAUGCGGCCGCGGUUGCUGGACAUGCAUUAUACAUUGUUAUGGCUUGUUGGCUUGCAUGUCAGGAGAUACCUAGGAGAGCACACGGACAGUAUGUGUCUUGCUUCAUUCGCCAUCGAUCGAAUGUAGGUUUCAGAAGAGCACGCUUGCAAUCAAUCGGUGGCUUCUUGGCCACAAAGCACAUAUCCAGUAAUCUGCACACGAAAACCUGUGAAUGCGUUUGCUUGUAUCUACUUAGUUCAUGGGAGGGACGCCGUCGCAGUAGUAGCUGUUGACAGUCAUGUGGACAGCCCAGUAGACGCCGUUGGUGGUCAUGGUGCUGGGGACGGUGAAGGUGCCGGCAUUGGUGGAGACCGUCGGUCCGAGGUUGAUCUGUCGCGCAAGUGCAACGUGCGAACAGGACAGGGAUUAGACAGGGAACAGCCGUACGGUAGCAUGCGCAGUACGAUUGGUGGUGGGGGAGGCAAUCUACAAUGAGAUGCGGCCGAUGAGUCAUUCCAAUAAUACUGCAUUUCACAGCAAGGCACGGCCGAAAGGUUUUUGUUUGCAGCAGGUCCUGGCCGAGUGGUGUGCGUCUCACCGAGUUCACGCGCCAGGUGGCGCCGUAGGUGAAGGGAAAGGUGGCGGGGGUGGUGUACGUGUCAAACUUGCCGAACUGGCCGGGGGCGAAGGUGGGCGGCUGCAUGUAGCUCUGGUACACUUGAAGCACGCUCGAUGCUGUGGAGGCGCCGACCGAGGGCGUCCAGAAAGCCAUGAGCGAGGACGCGCUGCGGGACGAGAGGGCGGGGGAAGGGGACAGCAGCAGGGGUAGCAGAGGGCGGUGGUUAGUGCCAUGCAUGCAUAUGCUUUUGCUG